CAAGGCUUCGGGGCUGUUUGAGCCCGACUUAUGCCUUGGCCUCCGCCUUAGGGCUCCCUUUCCUCUCCCCCUACCCCCAGAAGAAAUCAUGGGGGAUUGGAGAGAAUCCCUGCCUUGUAGUGAGGAGGAUUCUGGCGGGUGAAUUACCUCCCCGAGGAGUGGGGUACAGCCCUGUGCGCUGGGGUGUGCUGAGGCUGGGCCUAGGGCAUUUCAGGACCUAGGUCAGCGCUCUCCCGUGUCCAGCAGGGCUGGAGUCUGCAGCCCCGCCCCAGAGUCUGAGCACUUGCAGCCAUUCGUCACCCUCACAGAGCAUUGCAACUUUAUGCCUACGCAUGAAAACUGGAGGGACUCAUCCCAGAGUUUGCUGCCGCCGCUGCCGCCGCUGCUGUUAGAACAGUUUUAAUUAGCUGCAGGAUUUUAAUGAGCUGAAAUCAAGAAGAACCCCAUCUCAGAAGCAAGCAGGAGCCGCACACACGGAAGAACUCGUCUGACAAAACAGAUGGAGGUGGUGUUCUCAGGGGACUGGGCUGUGUGCUCCGUUUCGGUGAGGAGCAAAUGAGUUACUGAGGCCAGGAGGCUGCGGAGGAGAGGCGGGAGGUCAGCCCCAGCGCAGGAGCCUCGGCAGGGGCAGAGCGGAGGCACAGCCCCCUCUGCCGCUCCGGUGGAAUGCUUGGUGCCGGAUUCAAGGUGACGGCAGUGCCUGGCUCCAUUCUCCUCAAGUUGCCAUAGCAGCCUCUCUCCCGAUGAGCAGCUCCUCCUGGAGCCCUCAGCCGGGAGGGACGUCAUUGUUCGCUCCUGCCCGUGCAAGGAGGAGACUGACUGGACAGAGAACUUUCUGGGGCCCGGGGUCCACACACCAAGUGGGUGCUCCCAUGGGCACAUGGCCGGAUGCCUCCGGCUGUCUCCAGUGGGGCACGGGAGCGGGUCCUCACAGCCAGAGGGGGUCCUCUGGGUGACUGGCCUCCAGGCCUUGGAGCAGCCGCAGCCAAGCGUGUCCUUGGAGCCAUCCGUCCAUCCGCCUGCCGGCCUGUCGCCACUGGAGACUGUGGCCUGAUGGACGCUUGGUGUGGAUGAUGAGGGAAGAACGCACCUCCCACACCCGAGAGGUGAGCCCGAAGCAAGCCCCGGAUGACCCCACGAGCCGGAACGAUGCGGCUGGCCUGCAUGUUCUCAUCCAUCCUGCUGUUUGGAGCCGCAGGCCUCCUCCUCUUCAUCAGCCUGCAGGACCCCACGGAGCUCUCCCCUCGGCAGGUGCCAGGAAUAAAGUUCAGCAUCAGGCCACAGCAGCCCUACAACGAUCUCCCACCAGGCAGUUCCCGGGAUGGUGACUUGAAGGCCCCUACGGAGAAGGUCACCCGAGACUUGUCCAGCCGGGCCCCAAGGGGCCUCAACCUGCUGGUACCCGACCGGCCUCGAGCCCCCCGAAACAUGGGGGCCCGUCUGCGACCCCGGCAGCGCCGCCGGCGGCUGCUCAUCAAGAAGACGCCCGCUGCUGCAGCAGCCGUCCCGGCCAACGGCUCGGCCGGUCCCUUUGUGCGGCCGGCGCCCUGGGCCGCGGACGGCCACUGGGUCACCCUGCACCGGAGCCAGCAAGAGCGCAAGCGGGUGAUGCGCGAGGCGUGCGCCAAGUACCGGGCGAGCAGCAGCCGCAGGGCGGUCACGCCCCGUCACGUGUCCCGCCUCUUCGUGGAGGACCGCCACCGGGUGCUGUACUGCGAGGUGCCCAAGGCGGGCUGCUCCAACUGGAAGCGGGUGCUCAUGGUGAUGGCCGGGCUGGCCUCGUCCACCGCGGACAUCCAGCACAACACCGUGCACUACGGCGGCGCCCUCCGGCGGCUGGACACCUUCGACCGCCAGGGCAUCCUGCACCGCCUCAGCACCUACACCAAGAUGCUCUUUGUCCGCGAGCCCUUCGAGAGGCUGGUCUCCGCCUUCCGCGACAAGUUCGAGCAUCCCAAUAGCUACUACCACCCUGUCUUCGGCAAGGCCAUCCUGGCCCGGUACCGGGCCAACGCCUCUCGCGAGGCGCUGCGGACGGGCUCCGGCGUGCGCUUCCCCGAGUUCGUCCAGUACCUGCUGGACGUGCACCGGCCCGUGGGCAUGGACAUCCACUGGGACCACGUCAGCCGGCUCUGCAGCCCCUGCCUCAUCGACUAUGACUUCGUGGGCAAGUUUGAGAGCAUGGAGGAGGAUGCCAACUUCUUCCUGAGCCUCAUCCGGGCGCCGCGGAACCUGACCUUCCCCCAGUUCAAAGACCGGCACUCGCAGGAGGCCCGGACCACGGCACAGAUCACCCACCAGUACUUCACCCAGCUCUCGGCCCUGCAGAGACAGCGCACCUACGACUUCUACUACAUGGACUACCUGAUGUUCAACUACUCCAAGCCCUUUGCAGACCUGUACUGAGGGGCGGGGCCCGCGGCCACUCACCUGUCUGCGCGGGCAUCCCACUGUCCGUGGUCCCUCACCCGAGAGCUGACACGUACCCGGAGCAACAGAGCUCUGCGGACGUGAGGAGCCGUGGCUGCUCCGUGCCGCUGGCCCGAGGUGGAGGACAGAGGCCCGGGCGUCGGGUGGGGACUCUGGCCCUUGUUCCAUACCCACUUUCUCACUCCUCCGCUGAGGAAGAUGCUGGGGGCUGAGCAGGACCCCAGGAGUCCUAGCUGCAUAGGCCUAGCUCGGCCAAGAGUCAGGAUGACCAGGGAAUUCUGAGGCCCUGAGGACGAGGGCCCCAGCGGUAAGGGAUUUCCUGCAGUCCCUUAGCCAUUGCCUUGUACCAAACCACGUGGUUUGCAGCUUUUCUAUGACCCAGGGGGGAGGUUCCCUCAGAAUGAGGUUCCAAAUAAAGCACAUGGUUUCCAGA
This is a messenger RNA of Panthera uncia (snow leopard), 2863 nucleotides long. It is a transcript of the gene CHST8, whose product is annotated as carbohydrate sulfotransferase 8. Lineage: Eukaryota; Metazoa; Chordata; Mammalia; Carnivora; Felidae. The record is from RefSeq and is a predicted model, not a curated record. Gene Ontology annotation, molecular function: sulfotransferase activity. Bases 1129 to 2406 code for a protein of 425 amino acids. Gene Ontology annotation, cellular component: membrane. Gene Ontology annotation, biological process: proteoglycan biosynthetic process; carbohydrate biosynthetic process. The transcript has 4 exons.